This is a messenger RNA of Symbiodinium necroappetens, 207 nucleotides long. NCBI's taxonomy places the organism in Eukaryota, Dinophyceae, Suessiales, Symbiodiniaceae. The record is from the annotation of a GenBank genome assembly.
AUGCUGCGACGGUCGCUGCGUGGCGUGCGCUUUUCCUCGACCUGGUCGCGCUUCACGGCACCUCAGAUGGUCUACAUUGCCGGCGAGGAUUUCUGUGAGAUGUAUGGGGAGGAGAUGUCGCGGUACACCAUGGAGCUUGUCAUGAAGAAGUGGGUGGAGCCAUCAAUUGACACCUCCAAGUGGGAGUACUACGACCUCAGCUGUAAG